UGUUUCAGUCACCACAAUCCAAGACUCUCACGCUGACUAACAUAAACACCCGAAGGAGGAAAAGUGUUACCAAGGGAUUCUUCUUCCAAGCAUUCGUGGUGUCCUAAGUUGAGGUCGAUUGUUUAAGGAGGAAAGAUGAGUAAUCCCCAGCUUCAGAAGAUCCCUGCACCCAGUGUGGUCGUUACAAAGAUGAUGUCUCCACCUCCAGCUCACAAAAACAUUGUGUUCAAAAAGACUACCACUGAUAAGUCGAUCGCUGUCUACUUGGGCAAACGAGACUUUGUGGAUCACGUCAGCCAUACAGAUCCUGUGGAUGGUGUGCUUGUAUUGGACACAGGCUACAUAAAGGAUAGAAAAGUGUUUUGCAGACUGCUCUGUGCAUUCCGCUACGGACGAGAGGACAUCGAUGUUUGCGGGUUGAAGUUCAGAAGGGAUCUGUACAUGACCACAGUUCAAGUCUAUCCACCACCAUCAGGUGAAAAGCCUAAACCCCACACCAAGCUCCAAGAACGUUUAGCAAGAAAGUUUGGAGACAGAGCUUAUCCAUUCUGUUUUCAGUUCCCAGACUAUCUGCCCUGCUCUAUAACCUUGCAACUGGGUCCAAAUGAAAUUGACAAGUGCUGUGGAGUGGACUUUCAAGUCAUCGCAUUCUGUGCGAAGAGUUGCAGCUACGAUGAAAAAAUCUCCAAAAAGAGUACUGUGACGAUGGUUAUCCGCAAAGUGCAGUAUGCUCCUGAUAAACCAAUUUUUCAGCCAAUGGCCAAAACGAGCAGACAGUUCCUCAUGUCAGACAAACCUCUUCACUUGGAAGUGACACUUAAUAAAGAGAUCUUUUACCAUGGUGAACCAGUUCAAGUGAGUGUUGAGGUGAUCAACCAUUCCAACAAGACUGUGAAGAGGAUCAAAAUAACAGCUAAUCAGAUUUCAAAUGUGGUCCUAUACUCACAUGACAAGUACAGCCAGGCAGUGGCUGAACAGGAAGCAGAGGAACAGAUCAGUCCAGGUUCUACUCUGAACAAGGUCUACUCGCUCUAUCCCGUAAUUGCCAAUAACCGUGAGAAGCAUGGCUUGGCCCUGGAUGGAAAACUCAGACACGAGGACACCAACUUGGCUUCUACCACCAUCUUAAAGGAAGGAAUAGAUCGGGAAGUUUGGGGAAUUCUUGUUUCCUAUAAAGUUCAGGUGAAGCUAAUUGUUUCUGGAAUGCUGGGAGAUGUGUUGUUCAGUGAUGUUGCUGUGGAGUUACCUUUCAUGCUCAUGCAUCCCCCACGAGAGGCCUCAGCGGUGCUGAUGGCGAUGACAUUGACUUUGAGGACUUUGACUGUCGUGGCCCAAUGGCAGUAACAGAGGAUCUCAAGGAAGGGCAGGAAUCUGACUCUUCAGUUCCCUGAUCUGACCUUCAUCAGAAUCCAGCCAUUUCCGUGUAAAUGAAAGAAACGAAUCUGAAAAUAUGUCACUAUUUAGAGUAAUUGUUUUAGAUUUUAUGCUUUAAGUAGUUAUCUCAACACUCCCUGGUCUGUUUCCUUCCUUGUAACUUAGGGGUGACCACCCCCCCGUAGCUCCUAAUUAUCACUUCCUCAUUCUCCUGAGA
Hypanus sabinus (Atlantic stingray) is the source of this 1591-nucleotide messenger RNA. RefSeq names its product beta-arrestin-1-like. NCBI's taxonomy places the organism in Eukaryota, Metazoa, Chordata, Chondrichthyes, Myliobatiformes, Dasyatidae. The transcript has 15 exons. Gene Ontology annotation, cellular component: photoreceptor inner segment; photoreceptor outer segment. The coding region runs from base 136 to 1344 and encodes 402 amino acids. Gene Ontology annotation, molecular function: G protein-coupled receptor binding. The record is from RefSeq and is a predicted model, not a curated record. Gene Ontology annotation, biological process: signal transduction; G protein-coupled receptor internalization.